Molecule: messenger RNA, 2664 nt
Organism: Penicillium waksmanii
Lineage: Eukaryota; Fungi; Ascomycota; Eurotiomycetes; Eurotiales; Aspergillaceae
Product: threonine/serine exporter family protein
Exons: 1
Coding region: 1-2664 (887 amino acids)
Biological process (GO): transmembrane transport
Molecular function (GO): transmembrane transporter activity
Source: RefSeq, a predicted model, not a curated record
AUGGCUGGGGGUUACUUCGACCUCCCAGUCACCCGCCGCUCAGGCACCUCUGAUACAACAGAAGCAACUUACAAAGCAUCAUCUGGGUCACAUACACCAUCAUUACCUCGACCAAAUGAGGGACAGCAGAGCUCAAAGGCGUAUCAAGAGCGGGGAUCAAGAGAUGUUGGGGCACAGGGCAGGCAAUGGAAUGUAAGCAUUCUGAAAAACACCAAUCGCGCCCAGCCCACAUUUGACAAGAUCAAGCUCCAGCAACCCACCGGAUCCCCGGGCGAGUCCCGAAUGGACCACGGGGGCUUUAUGUUGCUUCAAAAGCCCCUCCCCACCGCCAACAUUCCACACAUCCAGGGAAAAGGUCCCCUCAAUCCCCAGCGGGGGUUUUCAGUGGAGGAUAGGAGCUCGACCGCGUCAGCAGAUGUCACUGGCCUGACGAUCAACUGCAGGACCAGUUUUCCGCUAACUGAAUGGGAAAAUGAGACCAAUUUUAAUACGAAUGACAAGGGGCAGACGACUGCUUUUCUCCUGGAAAGGACCCAGCGACCUGUAUCCCUUCCGAAUUGUCCACAAAAUUCUCCGAGGCCAAGUCCUAGGUCAAGCAUAGUGUCAUCGGUCCCAUCGACUCCGACUGAGGUGGUGUUUGUCGAAGAUGGAGAUGAAAUUCCUAUGAUCAGCUUCUCCGAGAAACAACAACUCUUCGACGACUUAACUGAGAAUGACAGGGCCAUCUUAGUAGAUGGACAAUCUAUACCGCGCACUUUCAACGUCCACACUCUCGUGCGACAAAUGUCACGUCCAGACUUUUCUUUUUUGACUCGCCUCCCUGCUCCCUCGCCCAACGCGCUCUCUGGUCAAGACACUCAAUCUGAGGAUCGUUCCUCUGAGGACCGUGACUCCGAGACCUCCAUUGAGCGGCCGGCAAAAUACCGCCGAGGCAUCCUCUCUUCCCUGCUUAAACUAUACGACCACCAGCAUACCGGUAAUCACAACUUCGACCACCACGGACGGGGUCGGUAUGGCCGCUCCCGUCAAGGGAGUACCUCCGAAUGGAGUGGCCGGGGCAUGUCCCCGGAUCCUCUAUGGAAAUCCCACCGGCCCCAAAAAUGGUACGAGAAGCCCGGCAAUGAGUCAAGCCCUUCGAUCAACAGCUCGCACUCCAAAAAUACAUCUCCCCUAAGCUUUCUGAAGCGUUCGCGAAGUAGCGGGGCGGUAUCUGGCAGUUCAGCGGGCGGGACGGCUCGACGUUGGAUGAAGCCUGCCCUGGAAGACGAGAUCCGUAUCACUGUUCAUAUAGCCGAGCUUCUAUCUCGCCAGAAGUACUUAAUUCGGCUGUGUCGGGCCCUGAUGAAAUAUGGCGCCCCGACACAUCGUCUGGAGGAAUACAUGCGAAUGACUGCUCGCGUUCUGGAGAUUGAUGGCCAAUUUUUGUAUAUCCCAGGAUGUAUGAUCAUCUCCUUUGACGACGCCACAACCCACACGACAGAAGUCAAGGUGGUUCGGUCCAGUCAAGGCAUUGAUCUGGGGAAGUUGGCUGAUGUGCAUGAGACCUACAAGGAGGUGAUCCAUGACGUGAUUGGAGUUGAAGAGGCCAUUGGGCGCCUGGAGGAAACCAUGAAGCGGCCGAGCAAGUUUCAUAUCCUCUUCCUUAUUUUUGCUCAUGGUUGUGCAAGUGCAUCCGUGGGCCCAUUUGCAUUCAACGCCCGACCUAUCGAUAUACCUAUCGCAUUUUUGCUUGGCUGCCUGCUCGGCGUUCUCCAACUCAUUCUCUCGCCAAAAUCGAGUUUGUACUCGAAUGUGUUUGAGAUAUCGGCUGCGGUGCUGACUUCUUUCCUGGCGCGGGCUUUUGGGAGUAUAAGAUUCCAAGGAGAACCGCUUUUUUGCUUCUCUGCCUUGGCGCAGUCAGCUAUUGCCUUGAUUCUACCGGGAUACACCGUGCUCUGCGCAAGUCUGGAACUUCAAUCGCGAAGUAUUGUUGCAGGCUCCGUCCGCAUGGUCUAUGCCAUCAUAUACUCUCUUUUCCUUGGGUUUGGAAUCACCAUCGGUACUGCCGUCUAUGGACUUCUAGACCCUCAAGCCACGACAGCUUAUACCUGUCCCGCCAGUCCAAUUACCAACGAAUACCUCCAACGUUUCCCAUUUGUCCUGAUAUUUACUGUCUGCCUUGCUCUCGUCAAUAACGCAAAGUGGAAACAGAUCCCCAUGAUGAUGGUCAUCUCGUUGGCAGGCUAUGUGGUCAGCUAUUUCAGCUCCAAGCGUUUCUCCUCCAACACGCAGGUAUCGAAUGCCUUGGGUGCCUUUGUUAUAGGAGUUAUCGGAAACCUUCAUAGCAGAUUACGCCAUGGACUCGCUGCAGCAUCUAUGUUGCCUGCGAUAUUUGUUCUAGUGCCCUCUGGCCUCGCUGCAAGCGGAUCUCUCAUUUCAGGUAUCACUUCCGCGGAGGAAAUGACCCGAUCCCCUUACGCAGUUGUUGCCAAUGGCACUCAGGGCUUUGUCGAUGCUGCGAAGAACCUUUCAGCUUCUGAUCAGAGGACUCAAAGCUACGGUGUUGUUUUUGACAUUGGCUACGGCAUGGUUCAAGUAGCCAUCGGCACUACUGUAGGCCUCUUCUUGGCUGCGCUUGUGGUUUACCCAUUGGGUAAAAAGCGCAGUGGCCUCUUCAGCUUUUAA